Paramuricea clavata is the source of this 366-nucleotide messenger RNA. The record is from the annotation of a GenBank genome assembly. Lineage: Eukaryota; Metazoa; Cnidaria; Anthozoa; Malacalcyonacea; Plexauridae.
AUGUACUGGGACAGGAAAUAUUAUCAUGACAAAGUUUUACCUUUCGAUCUCCGAAGUGCUCCGUAUCUUUUCAACCAACUUUCAGAUGCUAUUGAGUGGAUCUUAAAAAAUGAGUGCAUGAUUUCACCCGCACGUCAUAUUUUGGAUGAUUUUCUUAUUAUGGAGCCACCAGCCUGGGUGCCCCCACAGGAUCACACUUGCCAACAAAGUCUAACUGCCAUGAUGCUUACAUUUAAGAGCCUUAACAUCCCAGUGGCACCAGGCAAAACACAAGGUCCAGCAACUGUAUUAGAAUUUAUGGGUAUUAUCCUGGAUACUGUUCGAAUGGAAGCUCGUCCUCCUGGUGACAAAAUUGAACGUCUCUGA